AUGCCAACACCUGAUGGCCAUCGCUAUCUGCCUUCUACCGCCGUCUUCCUCGUCGAAGCUCUUAAGCUGGUCAUAUGUCUGACCAUCGCCUUCCACGAAUUUGCGCUGAACGCGCCGGGCACCGUGACCCUGACGCAUCUAAUAGGCGGAUUCACAAAUGCCAUAAUCGCGGGUGACAGCUGGAAGAUGGCCAUACCUGCAAGCGUCUACACUUUGGCAAACAGCCUGCAAUACGUUGCCAUCUCCAACCUCGACGCAGCCACCUUUCACGUUGUCUACCAGUUCAAGAUCAUCGUCACCGCAGUCUUCAGUGUGGUGAUGCUGCGAAGGAGUUUGACGCCUCGGCAAUGGCUGGCUCUACUGAUGCUCAUGAUCGGAGUCGCUCUCGUCUCCUUACCACACGAAGAAAGGCAUUCCCUGGCAUCGAGCCACCAUACACGUAUCUACGUUCCGCGGUCGAUCAACCCCCUCCUACAGCACCUCGGUCUUUCGCCGAGCGGCGCAAACAUGCGGAAGCGAUCUGCGACCUACGAAGGCAUUGAGGAAGAUGAACUCGCGCUCAAUAGCCCUGGCGCAGACGCAUCCGUCGGCCUGCUUGCCCUCCUGUCGGUGUGUGUCUGUUCUGGAUGGGCAGGUGUUUACUUUGAGCGUACCAUUAAAGACUCGACGCAUUCCACGUCAAUGUGGAUCCGUAACGUUCAGCUAUCGCUAUACUCCCUCUUUCCGGCCUUCUUCAUCGGAAUCAUAUUUCUUGACGGCGAACAUGUGGCCAAGAACGGCUUCUUCGCUGGUUAUAACUGGGUCGUGGUCUUGUCUAUUGCGAUUCAGUCCUUUGGCGGCAUCGUGGCAGCGUUUGCGAUCUACUAUGCCGACAACAUCUCCAAGAACUUUGCUGUGAGCAUCAGCAUGAUCUUGAGCAGCUUUGCAAGCUUCAUAUUUUUCGACUUUAUUGCUUCCAUGAAUUUUAUUAUCGGUACCACAAUAGUUCUGUUGGCUACGUGGCUGUACUCGACGCAUGAUACAGGAAAUGGGAAACCUCCUCAGAUUAGGAUUCAGGAGUUCGAGAAACCCACAAUCUCUAGUCCCACAGAGGCUGGCGAUAUGUCUAUUCAAAUUCCCAAAACCCCGCUCAGCUCAGAAGAGAAGGCACUCGCAACCUCUCGGCCCGGAUCGCCUUCCUAUAAGAAGAGGAAGAAUGAGGUGGGUUACUUCACGAAGGCACAUGAUUGA
This is a messenger RNA of Cyphellophora europaea CBS 101466, 1230 nucleotides long. RefSeq lists its product as uncharacterized. The coding region runs from base 1 to 1230 and encodes 409 amino acids. Gene Ontology annotation, biological process: pyrimidine nucleotide-sugar transmembrane transport. The record is from RefSeq and is a predicted model, not a curated record. Lineage: Eukaryota; Fungi; Ascomycota; Eurotiomycetes; Chaetothyriales; Cyphellophoraceae. Gene Ontology annotation, cellular component: Golgi membrane. The transcript has 2 exons. Gene Ontology annotation, molecular function: UDP-galactose transmembrane transporter activity.